Mus musculus (house mouse) is the source of this 1894-nucleotide messenger RNA. It is a transcript of the gene Ugt2b5, whose product is annotated as UDP glucuronosyltransferase 2 family, polypeptide B5. Gene Ontology annotation, molecular function: glucuronosyltransferase activity; UDP-glycosyltransferase activity. The record is from RefSeq and is marked validated. Lineage: Eukaryota; Metazoa; Chordata; Mammalia; Rodentia; Muridae. Bases 35 to 1627 code for a protein of 530 amino acids. Gene Ontology annotation, cellular component: endoplasmic reticulum membrane. The transcript is spliced from 6 exons.
AAUGGACUGUGAGAGAAGGAUUUUGAUUUUCAAGAUGCCUGGAAAGUGGAUUUCUGCUCUGCUGCUGCUGCAGAUAAGUUGCUGCUUCAGAUCUGUGAAAUGUGGGAAAGUGUUGGUGUGGCCGAUGGAAUUCAGUCAUUGGAUGAACAUAAAAAUAAUACUGGAUGAACUGGUACAGAGAGGCCAUGAAGUCACUGUUCUGAGACCUUCAGCUUACUAUGUUCUUGAUCCCAAAAAAUCACCUGGCCUUAAGUUUGAAACUUUUCCUACAUCUGUCAGUAAAGACAAUCUGGAAAAUUUUUUCAUUAAGUUUGUGGAUGUGUGGACUUAUGAAAUGCCAAGGGAUACAUGUUUGUCAUAUUCUCCUUUACUGCAAAAUAUGAUUGAUGAAUUUUCUGAUUAUUUUCUAAGUCUUUGUAAAGAUGUUGUUUCAAACAAAGAGCUCAUGACAAAGCUACAGGAAUCCAAGUUUGAUGUCCUUUUGUCAGAUCCUGUUGCUUCCUGUGGGGAGCUCAUAGCUGAACUGCUCCAGAUUCCUUUUCUGUACAGUAUCCGCUUCUCUCCAGGCUACCAAAUUGAAAAGUCCAGCGGGAGAUUUCUACUCCCUCCCUCUUAUGUACCUGUAAUUCUGUCAGGAUUAGGUGGACAAAUGACAUUCAUAGAGAGGAUAAAAAAUAUGAUAUGCAUGCUUUAUUUUGACUUUUGGUUCCAGAUGUUUAAUGAUAAGAAAUGGGACUCAUUUUACAGUGAGUAUUUGGGAAGGCCAACCACCUUAGUUGAGACAAUGGGCCAAGCAGAAAUGUGGCUCAUUAGAUCCAACUGGGAUUUGGAGUUUCCUCACCCAACCUUACCAAAUGUUGACUAUGUUGGAGGACUCCAUUGCAAACCUGCUAAACCCUUGCCUAAGGAUAUGGAAGAAUUUGUCCAGAGCUCUGGAGACCAUGGUGUGGUGGUCUUUUCUCUUGGGUCAAUGGUUAGUAACAUGACAGAAGAAAAAGCCAACGCAAUUGCAUGGGCCCUUGCCCAGAUUCCACAAAAGGUUCUUUGGAAAUUUGAUGGCAAAACCCCAGCAACUUUAGGACACAAUACCAGAGUGUACAAGUGGCUCCCCCAGAAUGACCUCCUUGGUCAUCCAAAAACCAAAGCCUUUGUAACUCAUGGUGGGGCCAAUGGUGUCUACGAGGCGAUCUAUCAUGGAAUCCCUAUGAUUGGCAUUCCUUUGUUUGGAGAACAGCAUGAUAACAUUGCCCAUAUGGUGGCCAAAGGAGCAGCUGUUGCAUUGAAUAUCAGAACAAUGUCAAAGUCAGAUGUGCUCAAUGCACUGGAGGAGGUCAUAGAAAAUCCUUUCUAUAAAAAGAAUGCUAUGUGGUUGUCAACCAUUCACCAUGACCAGCCUAUGAAACCCCUGGACAGGGCUGUCUUCUGGAUUGAGUUUGUUAUGCGCCACAAAAGAGCCAAGCACCUGAGACCACUUGGACAUAACCUUACCUGGUACCAGUACCACUCUCUGGAUGUGAUUGGAUUCCUACUCUCUUGUGUGGCAACCACUAUAGUCCUUAGUGUAAAGUGCCUCUUGUUCAUUUACCGAUUCUUUGUAAAGAAAGAAAAUAAAAUGAAGAAUGAGUAGAGCUCACUGACAAUGAACUACAUGAACAAACUUUCAGCCUCAUUCUUAUUUAUGAACCACCUUCUAAACACUUGACUUGAUUCUUUUCUAAUAAAGGCACAUCUUCUUUGUAAAUUUUUACCAUAUAAGAAGACAUAUACAUCUGUGAAUACUGAUACAUUCUCAAAAAUCUCCAUUUCUGUAAUUUUUAAACUAUUUAAUGUAAAAAAUUAUAUUGUAGAAAAAUGUGGGAAAUAAAAUGUUCUUGAUAGAGUCUUAAAAAUCAAA